AAGAUGUAACUUUGUGGAGCUAAUAUUUUUAUAGGCAUUGUUAUUAUUUAUUAAGGACGUGUUGCAGACAGCAACGAUGUAAUUACGACAGCUGUGUAAUUUUACGGCAUGCUGCAAAGAGAACCGACUGAGACACAUGCAGAUCAACAGUUUUGGAGGAACAAUGCGCCUGCUGUUAAAGAUACCACAGUAUAGCUCCCUGGGACUCCACCAUUCAGUCAGAGGGGUGUGCUGUAGCCGUGCACUACUGUCGUGUUCAGAUGUGCGGGUCAGAUUUGCCCCGAGCCCGACUGGGAUGCUACACCUGGGGGGACUGCGGACAGCCCUCUAUAACUACCUGUUUGCCAAGGCACACAAUGGGAGCUUCAUCAUCAGGAUAGAAGAUACAGACAGGACCAGACUGGUACCAGGUUCUGAGGAGAGUCUGGAAGAGAUGCUGAGGUGGGCGGGGCUGGAGCCGGAUGAGGGACCAACUAAAAGUGGAAAAUUUGGACCCUAUCGUCAGUCUGAAAGAGUUCACAUCUACAAGGAAAAGACACAAGAGCUCAUUGAGAGGGGUUCAGCCUAUUACUGCUUCUGUACCCCCCACCGGCUGGAGCUGUUACGUAAGGAGGCCGCCAGGCGGAAGGAGGUGCCUCGCUAUGACAACAGGUGCAGGCAGCUGUCUCAGGAGGAAUGCAGGCGGAGACUGGAGGAUGGGGUUCCACAUGUCGUCAGGUUUAAGCUGGAGGAGAAUGCCCAACCCUUUACAGACUUGGUGUUUGGGAUCACCAGACAUGAUGUAGCCAGUGUGGAAGGGGACCCUGUGAUUAUGAAGGGAGAUGGUUUCCCCACCUAUCACCUGGCUAACGUGGUAGACGAUCACCUCAUGCAGAUAUCCCAUGUACUCAGGGGACAGGAAUGGCUGAUCUCCACUGGGAAACACUUGAUGCUGUACCGAGCCUUUGGCUGGACUCCUCCACAGUUUGCUCACCUUCCUCUUCUAGUUAACAAGGAUGGUACAAAACUUUCCAAAAGACAGGGAGACAUCUUUGCCAACCACUUUCGUGAGAAAGGGUACCUGCCACAAGCAGUGUUAAACUUCAUCACAUUCUGUGGAGCAGGUUUCCAUGAUAACAGGAAAGUUCGAACCCUUGAGGAUAUGGUGGCUGAGUUUUCGCUAGCCCGGGUUGUUGAACACCCUGCCCGGCUGGACUGGGACAGGUUACAGGAGUUCCAGAGAGAACACCUCGCUAGGCUGUUUGGGACACAUCAUGGACAGACUCAGAUAGUACAGAACCUCAGGGAACUUAUAGUGCAGCAGUACGGGGAAAGAUUUUCAGGCUCUUCCAUCCUACUCGAUGAGUACAUUUUGAAAGUUUUGGAAACGAGAAUGGGCCACUUUACAUUACUGAGUGACUUAGUCUCACCUGACUUUCAAUAUCUGUGGGGCCAGCCAGAUAUUACUGUACAGGAACUGUCAAUGAUUACUUGCCAUGCCAGCUCAGUACUCAGAACAGUCCACAAGGCAUUACAGGACAUGUCUACAAACCAGUUUACAUUAGAGGAGGUGGGUAUCAAACUGAGAGAUGUGUCCAAGACCCACAAGGCAGUCAAGUACAGUACCCUGAUGAAGAUGCUGAGAUUCGUAUUAUCAGGCAGACAGGUUGGCCCCAGUGUGGCAGAGAUGAUGACCACAUUAGGACAAACGGAGACUCUUAAGAGACUUAUCAAUGCUCUGUCACUACUAGAUAAUGGUACUAAAACCAAAGACACAGAGAGAAGAUGAUGAUAACAUUACAUCUAUCAAGAUUUACAAAUAAUUUUUACAGCACAAAAUCACAAUAGAAUAUAACAUAAUGAAUAGUUUUAGUUGUAAGAUAUACUACUGUAACAGCAACUCUAUAAGUUCAAAUCGGCAUUGCAAAAUUUUAAUCAGCUUCACACACACA
Molecule: messenger RNA, 1931 nt
Organism: Branchiostoma floridae (Florida lancelet)
Lineage: Eukaryota; Metazoa; Chordata; Leptocardii; Amphioxiformes; Branchiostomatidae
Product: probable glutamate--tRNA ligase, mitochondrial
Exons: 15
Coding region: 137-1768 (543 amino acids)
Biological process (GO): glutamyl-tRNA aminoacylation
Molecular function (GO): ATP binding; tRNA binding; glutamate-tRNA ligase activity
Source: RefSeq, a predicted model, not a curated record